UCGGUAGGCUUUAAUGAUACCGUAAGAACGAGUCAACAGCUCUCUUAUGUUUAAUCCCCACUCAUUCUGAGAAGAGCCAGUCAUUGCACAAUGCUCCAACAGUCAGUUGGACGUGUAUAUGCGCAGUUAUAUAAUCGUGUUUCGACAUGCAUAUUUGCACAAGGCAGACUGGCAGAUUCAUUAAUGUCCUCUCGUCAUUCUUCCACCAUGGAUAACAAUCGAGUAGAUGUACAUGUGCAUGAGGGAAAAUUAAUCGGUGUAAUUGAAGAAAAUAUCCAUGGCGGCCAUUACGUCGCCUUUCGAGGAGUACCGUAUGCGAAACCGCCAGUUGGCGAACUCAGAUUCAAGGAUCCGCUACCACCGGAAAGAUGGUCCGGCAACAGAGAUGCUUCAAAAUAUGGAAACGUCGCUUUUCAAUUAGAUCUACUAACACGUGAAGUAAUUGGAAAUGAAGAUUGUCUCUAUCUAAACGUAUAUACUAUAGAUAUUAAGGAAAAACGUCCGGUUAUGGUAUGGAUACACGGAGGAGGUUUUAAUAUGGGUUCCGGUGAUGCAACCAUUUAUGGUCCUGAUUACAUUGUUCGGAAAAAUGUAAUAUUGGUUACGUUAAAUUACAGACUGGACGUUUUCGGUUUUCUGAAUUUAAAAGACAAGGUGGCAACGGGUAAUCAAGCUUUAAAGGAUGUGGUUAUGGCAUUACGAUGGGUUCAGAGAAAUAUAUCAAGAUUCGGUGGAGAUUCAGAAAAAGUCACUAUCUUUGGCGAAAGCGCUGGUGGAGUCAUCGUACAUUAUUUAACUCUAUCUCCAUUAAGCAAAGGUUUAUUUCAUAAGGCGAUAUCACAAAGCGGUGUGGUCGCGAAUCCUUGGACUUUAACCGAAUAUACGAACAAAGCAAUGAACAAAGGUUUUCAACUUGCUGAGAAACUUGGAAAGACGACCUCAGAUCCGAAAGUCGCCUACGAGUUUCUCAAAACAAUUGAUGCAAAAAAACUCCUAAAAGCUUCAAAGUCUCUUAUCACGGAAACGGACCGUCUGCAACAUAAUAUAAUAUUUACGCCCACUGUAGAUUACGAAUCACAAAAUCCAUUCUUUCCAGAACAUCCAUGCACAUUAAUGCGCCGCGGAAUUAAAGUGCCAUUCCUUUUCGGCAAUACCAAUUGUGAAGGCUCUUUUCUUAUAAGCAGUAAUCUUUUCGGACCAAUAAGCAAGAAAGCUCUUAAAAAAAUCGAUUCCGAUUUCACGAAAACUAUAAUGCCCAGAAUUUCAUCAAUAUUGCCAAAGAUACCGAUCACAGCUGAAGAAUUACGAUUUUUGUAUUUUGGUAACAAAGCAAUAUCAGAAGAAACUUUAAUGAAUUAUGCUGAUUUUCUUGGCGAUGCAAUGUUCUAUCGGGGUACCAUGGAAGUAGCCGAUAUUCAAAUGGCUGUUGGUGGUAAUACACCAACAUAUCUAUAUAAAUUCUCAUAUGAUAGUAAAACUUACCUCGCAAAAAAAAUAAUGGACGUUACGCUUCCAGGAGUAGCUCAUGGCGAAGACUUAUUUUACUUAUUUCAUCCUUACAUAAUGAAGGAUUUUGGUUUGCCACCACCUGCUCCUGAUUCGGACGAUUACAAAGUGAUAAAUCAUAUAACGCAGAUGUGGGCAAAUUUUGCUAAAACAGGAGAUCCAACGCCUUCUAUUACGAAUUUAACUCCGGUUAAGUGGACACCAUUAAAACACGGAGAUGUAUAUGAUUAUUUAAAUAUUGAUAUUGAAUCUCGAAUGGAAUUUACUCGUAAAGGAGAACAGCGCUGCGAGUGGAAGAAUAUGAAACAUAAGCUAUGAGAAUUCAUCUAUCCAUCAAAUAUCAAUUAUAUUAAAAUUGUAUUUCUUAAUUUGUUGUGAAAAGUUUUUCGUCAUAUUUUCAGCGCCCUGGAUAAAUGGCGUAGAUGCGCUCUGUAAUAAUAUGUUCAUGCUGUCUUUUAUCUUAUAUAAUUUUUUGUCUUAAUCUUUUUAUUUGCACUUCCUUUGUAGCACAUUCGAUCGUUGUGCGCUUCAACUUGUAAAAUCUCUAUAAUAAACAAGAGAAUUAUAUCCAAUUCCUCGGCAAGCAGAA
Molecule: messenger RNA, 2095 nt
Organism: Pogonomyrmex barbatus (red harvester ant)
Lineage: Eukaryota; Metazoa; Arthropoda; Insecta; Hymenoptera; Formicidae
Molecular function (GO): hydrolase activity
Source: RefSeq, a predicted model, not a curated record